Funneliformis caledonium is the source of this 567-nucleotide messenger RNA. The record is from the annotation of a GenBank genome assembly. NCBI's taxonomy places the organism in Eukaryota, Fungi, Glomeromycota, Glomeromycetes, Glomerales, Glomeraceae.
AUGAGCAAACAAUAUAAACAAAUAGGCGAAGAAGUAUGGAAGAAUCGUGUAGAGAAAAUUAACGCUGAACUGUUUACCUUGACUUAUGGUUCAAUUGUAGCUCAGCUCGUUAAGGAUUAUGAGGAUUAUCAAGAAGUGAAUAAGCAGUUGGAAAAAAUGGGAUAUAAUAUGGGAGUUCGAUUAAUCGAAGAUUUCCUUGCCAGAGCAAGUCUAGGACGUUGUACAGAUUUUCGUGAGACAGCUGAAGUAAUUUCUAAGAUUGGAUUUAAAAUCUUUUUAAAUAUUACACCAACGGUAACAAAUUGGUCAUCAAAUAACAAAGAAUUUUCGUUAAUUUUUGAAGAAAACCCAUUAGCAGAAUUUGUAGAAUUACCAGAAGAUGGGGCAGCAGAUGAAUUAUGGUAUUCAAAUAUAUUGUGUGGGGUAUUAAGAGGAUCAUUGGAGAUGGUACAAAUGCAAGUUGAGGCAAAUUUUAUAAGCGACGUGAUACGUGGUGAUGACCAAACGGAAAUGAGGGUGAAAUUAGUUAAAUAUCUUGAGGAAGAAGUACCAGCAGGAGAAGACUAA